Molecule: messenger RNA, 4221 nt
Organism: Purpureocillium takamizusanense
Lineage: Eukaryota; Fungi; Ascomycota; Sordariomycetes; Hypocreales; Ophiocordycipitaceae
Product: tRNA (guanine(46)-N(7))-methyltransferase
Exons: 2
Coding region: 155-3856 (1233 amino acids)
Cellular component (GO): intracellular membrane-bounded organelle
Molecular function (GO): phosphatidylinositol binding
Source: RefSeq, a predicted model, not a curated record
GGAAAGCUGCCCCGAUUUGGAUGGUGCCUCGUCAUUCUGAGACCGACACACCACACCACACCUCACCGCACCGCAACCCCAACUCCCGCCGAUUGCAAGAGCUGCUCAGAGGGUGCAUCCCGACGAUGCGGCCCAGUCGAUCGCAGUUCCGGCCAUGGCCCUGAAGCGGAGACAAACGGCCCUCGCGGCGGCCGUCGCCUUUUUCGCUUGGGGCUACGCCGUCGGCUGGUUCCCCGUGCUGCGCUGGGCCGGCUACGCCUUCGUCGCGGGCAUCGUCGCCAGCGUCGCGGGCCUCGUUGCCGCGCUGCUCCUCACAUCACGGCGCCCGAGGCGAGCGGGCGAGCCGUCGUCGGCGCUGCCCCGCGGGGCCUCCUUCAACGACGCGAAGCGAUGGCGGAUCGAGGUGGACGCCCUGAGGAAGAGACAGGAAUACGCGAGGCCGGAGCUGGAGCUCGGCUCGUCGCGGGUGGCCGAGGCGGUGGACGGCCUCCUGAGCUUAAUACUCCGCGACUUUGUGCGCUCCUGGUAUGCCGGCAUCAGCGCGAACCCCGUGUUCCCCAACGAGGUCGACAGGGCGGUCCGGCUGGCCCUCGCGAGCCUGCUCGAGCCGCUGCAGCACAGAGACCUGGCCGAGCUUGUCACCAGCCGGCUGGUGCCCAUCAUGACGGCGCACUUCCACGACUUUGCUGAGGCGGAGCGCUCGGUGCGGGGUAGGAAGCUUAACAGGUCCGUCACCGAGUCGGAGGAGCUCGACCUCGCCAUUGCGUCCAAGUUCCGCGACGGGCGCCUCCAUCCCGCCGCGUCGCUGUCCUUCCCGGACACUAAGAUGGUCCAGCAGGACUAUCUGCGGUCGCUCGUCGCGCGCGUCCUGCCGAGGGUCCUCCCGGAGAACAUGGUCUCGAGCCGGGCCGUAUCGACGCUCAUACGUGAGAUCGUCGGGUGCGCGGUGCUCUUCCCCGUCGUGCAGCUCCUGUCCGACCCGGAUACGUGGAACCAGCUCAUGGAGAACUACGGCCGCUCCAUGCUGCAGGACAGGUCCACGGUGCGGAAGCUGAGGGCUGCGCUCGACCAGCAUGCCUCGCCGACGCCCAAGUCGGUCAAGCAGGCGGCGGCGGCGCCGCGCCUAGCGCCGGGGGACAGCGAGCGCAAGUUUGAAAAGUUUAUCCGCGGCAUCAGGAAGGUCAACAACCUCUCCGAUGCGAGGCGCUUGCGCAGCGAGGUCGCCAGCCAGCUGAAGCGCGACUCGUUGCAGGAGAACCAGGACCCGGUGUACUUGAGGAGGCUGGAGAUGGGCAAGCGACUGCUGGACCAGAGAGUCAGCCACUUUGCCGCGGGCGGGGACCGACGAGCUACUGCCGUACCCUUGAGGCCGCCGCUCCCACCGGCGGCCUCUACAUCGCGUCUCGAGAACACCACGCUUGUCGAGCUCCUUCGCGACUCCUCGGGGCUGUCGUACUUCAUGGAGUACAUGGACCGGCAACAACUCAUGUCACUCGUGCAGUUCUGGCUCGUCGUCGACGGCUUCCGCAACCCUCUCGAGGACGACGGGCCCGACGAUGAGCAGCCUGCGUCAACCCUCACCAUGUGGACCGAGGCGGACAGGACGGACCUCCAGCAGAUCAACCAGGCGUACCUUUCCAAGCCGGAGCUGAACGUGCCCAGCUCGUCGAAACGAGAGGUCAGAGAGUUCUUACAAGCCGGGAAAUCGGCCACGCCUGCGCAGUAUCACCGUGCACGACGCGCUAUUCUAAAAGCGCAGAGCGUGGUGCUGGAGGAGAUGCAAUCUCGAUACUUUCACGCCUUCAAGAAGUCGGAUCUCUAUUACAAGUGUCUCGCUUCGCAGGAAUCUUCUACUGCGAGCCUGAUACCCACCGCUUCCUCAGAAUACCGCGGCCAACCCCCUCAGCCGCCUAUGCCCAGGUCGACACAAUCAUAUCAGUCAAAACCUAAGCCCUUUUCCAGACUCGUCCCGCCGUCUGACCCGUUAGAUCGGCGCUCGGGAUCCGCAUCGGAUCUGCGAGCGCUCAAUGGCAAUGGAAAUGGGAACGCCGUAAACGCCACCGCGACAGGGCGCAGGUCCUUGGAUGACGGCCCGGCGGCGCCUCUGUUUGACGAUGACGACCUCGAGAACGAUGGUAUGCUGGACUCGGUGCAGAGCCUUGACCAAGACGGGCCCAUGCACCAGGUCCCAGACACGCAGGUCGUGCGCGCCGUGGAGGAGGCGCUCAACAACAUCAUGGAUGACGACAGACCACAGACUGCCGAAGCCCUUCGCGCGUCUUUAUUCGGGGCGGAAGAUAACGAAGGCAGCUUCCUCUCCGGACACGACAAUGACUCAAACCGAGGUUCGAUAGACGUAGGCAGGCCGCCGGCUGUCGGCAAGGAAGGCGAGAAGCCGAGCCUCUCUUCCCUUGGCCUGGUUAGCGCGGCGUCCCGAAUAGGAGUCUUUGUCGACGAUGACUUGUUCGAUGACGAGGACAAGUACCUUCCUGAUGAGGACGACGAAGGGGAAAUGGCAAAGGGCGCCGCGGACGAAGACGAGGUGCACGAGGCGGCGCCCGGCGAUCUUGGCCUCGCGGAAGCCAUCACAGCUCUUACAAACGACAUUGACCGCCUGGUGGCACAGGAAGCCGUCGUGGACUCGUUGACGAGGAAGGCGGAGCUUACAAACAACACGUCGGAGCUGCGCAUUCUCCGCAAGUCCAAGGCGAGCUUGCAGAGAGAGAUACGGCGCAAGGAGCUCCAGCGGCAGCAGUACGUGGUGCAGGAAAGCGACAACAGCCUGUACGGGCGGUCGACGAUCCGAAUCAAGAACAUACAGGUGGGAAGAGAGGAGGACGGGCGCGAGUUUGCGCUCUACGUGGUCGAGGUGCAGCGCAACGCCGGGGAGCAGAUGCCGGCGGCGUCCUGGAUCGUCACGAGGAGGUAUAGUGAGUUCCACGAUCUUCACCAGAAGCUACGGUCGGGGUAUCCGUCGGUGCGGAACCUGGACUUUCCUAGGCGGCGCAUGGUGAUGAAGUUCCAGAGCGAGUUCCUCCGCAAGCGGCGAGAGGCGCUCGAGAAGUACAUGCGCGAGCUGCUGCAGCUGCCGGACGUGUGCCGGAGUCGCGAUCUGCGGGCGUUUCUGUCGCAGAGCGCGAUCGCGCAGGGGCAGGACAUUAUGGAUAGGGAGGAUAAGAAGGACAUGAUGACGCGCCUUUACGAUUCGGUGGCGGACGGCAUGGACGACAUCCUGGGCAACAUCCCCGUGCUGGACCAGAUCUCGGUCGCAGGGCAGAACCUCAUCGCGGCGGCCACCAGCCAGCUCAACUCGAUGCCCCUCAAUGUCAACGAGGAGACGUUUCCCGCGGCCGAGGCCGAGGCAGAGCUCAACGCGUUCGAGAACAAGGAGCUGGAGCCGUUCAUCAAGCCCAUCUGCGACAUCUUCCUCGAGGUGUUUGAGCUGAACCGCGGCAACAACUGGCUGCGCGGCCGGGCGGUGGUUGUCGUCCUACAGCAGCUCCUGGGGGGCACCAUCGAGCGCAAGGUGCGCGACAACGUGCGGGCGCUUGUGCAGGAGGAGUCGUUGCUGCGGUACAUUGGGCUGGUGACAGACAGCCUGUGGCCCGGUGGGCAGCUGCGGCGCAACCGCAAGCCGCGCUCGGAGGCGGAGAGGAAGAAGACGCGCACUGAGGCGAGCCUCAUGCUUGCCACGCUGAUUCCGGAUCUCGCGGGCAGCGUGGUGGGCAGGGUGAACGCGCAGGCGGCGAGCCGGCGACUCUUUGCCACAUUUAACAACUCGCGACUCAAUGCACAUUUGGUCUUUACGAUGCUGGACGAGGUGGUUGCCAUUUUGUUCGACGAAGGACUGACAUGAUGGCGGCCCGUAUUGCGUGAUGGGAUUCGACAGCUGGAGGUGGAAAGGUUGUGUUCAUUUGCACGUACUUGAUACACAUUUCGGCGUGUUCAAUGAGCGAGGCGUCUACGGGGCUUGUAGUUCUUUUGUAAAGGGAGAGUGCUUUUAGGGGCAGCUGGCUUGUGUGACUGACUGCAUCGGGCUUUGAAGGCGAUGCGACGACAGCUCGACUUACUACUAAUGUCGAUGUAUGACCGCAUGGCAUGUGCGAUGAUGGUCUAGGGGCGAGUGGCCUGUGCCGUCGUACAUACGUACAACGUAAAUCAUUUCCCCGCAUAAGCAUUGUACGUGUGUAUUUACUUUUAAUAAAAAAAAAAUAAUGCCGA